AUCCCGGUCGGCCCGACGGUGGUGCACACUUUCAUGAGUCGGUCCCGGGUGGCCCUGCUGGGCCUGGGCCUAUUGCUCAUGCUGCUGCUGUACCUAGGGCUGCCGGGUCCCCCUGAACAGACCUCCUGGCUUUGGGGAAACCCCAAUGUCACAGUCGUGGCUGGUCUCACACCUGGCAACUCCCCCAUCUUUUACCGUGAGGUGCGUCCACUGCACCGGGCACACAGGGUGGAGGUGGUACUGCUCCACGGAAAAGCCUUUAACUCCCACACAUGGGAACGGCUGGGUACGCUGCAGCUGCUGUCACAGAAGGGCUACCGGGCCGUGGCCCUUGACCUCCCAGGUUUUGGGAACUCAGCCCCUUCAGAAGAGGCCAGGACAGAGGCAGGGCGGGCCGAGCUGCUGCAGCGGGUGCUGCGGGACCUGAAGGUGCACAAUGCUGUCCUGGUGAGCCCCUCACUCAGCGGCCACUACUCUCUGCCCUUCCUGAUGCGAAGUCACCAACAGCUGCAUGGAUUCGUGCCCAUCGCACCCACCUCCACCCGGAACUACACUCAGGAGCAGUUCUGGGUGGUGAAGACCCCGACCCUCAUCCUGUACGGGGAGCUGGAUCGUGUCCUGGCACGGGAGUCACUGCAGCAGCUCCGCCAUCUGCCCAAUCACUCUGUGGUGAAGCUGCGUGCCGCGGGCCAUGCUUGUUACCUCCACAAGCCACAAGAUUUCCACGUUGCCCUCCUCUCCUUCCUUGACCACCUGCUUUGA
Molecule: messenger RNA, 762 nt
Organism: Elephantulus edwardii (Cape elephant shrew)
Lineage: Eukaryota; Metazoa; Chordata; Mammalia; Macroscelidea; Macroscelididae
Gene: ABHD14A
Product: abhydrolase domain containing 14A
Exons: 5
Coding region: 34-762 (242 amino acids)
Cellular component (GO): cytoplasm
Source: RefSeq, a predicted model, not a curated record